AUGAUCAGACCUGGAUCAAUCGUAAUGACGUUUGGAACGCAUUUGUUGCAUGCUGCCGGAAAUGGGGCAUUCAAAACAUUUGCAAAGUCGUAUAUCUUCUACGAGAAUGCUCUUCACGCGUCCGGGAUUUAUGGAAUUGCAUUGAUCAUGCCGAAGGAUCAAAUCCAAAUCAACGAGCUCGUGUUACCUGCUCACUUGUAUUUCAAAACUGCUGCUGUUGGCAUGAUCUGUGGAAUGCUUGGAUGGGGAAGGUUCUCAGAUCGUCACAACUCUUUUAGCGAACGGUUGAGGUUUGGCCGCGCUGACAUCACUUCAAAGGGCGAUUGCAGUUCUCCACUUUUCUAUGAACAUAUGAUGAUUUGUUUGAAGGGUCAAGGCGAUUACGUUGCUCCGUCUGAGGAACGAUUAUAG
This is a messenger RNA of Soboliphyme baturini, 411 nucleotides long. The record is from the annotation of a GenBank genome assembly. Lineage: Eukaryota; Metazoa; Nematoda; Enoplea; Dioctophymatida; Soboliphymatidae.